Messenger RNA from Danaus chrysippus (African queen), 6594 nucleotides. NCBI's taxonomy places the organism in Eukaryota, Metazoa, Arthropoda, Insecta, Lepidoptera, Nymphalidae. The record is from the annotation of a GenBank genome assembly.
AUGGAGGUGAGAUUGUUCGUUGCUUUUAUAUUUAUUGUGUCUGGAUCUCAAGUCGAUGCUCAAAAUAGUAAUAGAUGUAGAUACAUGACUAAUAUUCCAAGAGAAUCCAAGCCUGAUGACUUACCGGAGCUGGUAACAGAAGGAGAUACGUGGAGCGAGCGACCUUUCCUGCCUGCUGAUGACCGUGAGGAAGUUUGUUUUGAACAAUAUAGAGCAGAUGUUAAUGUACAAGAAAUAUUUAUGGAUGAAGAGAACGUGAAUGAAGUACCCAUAGCAAAACUGAAUUAUCAAGGAGUUGAGACACCCACUAUUGUUCUUCCCCUAACUGCUGGAUCUUUUAAUUUGUUGCGACCAGAAUUGAGAAAAGAAAAUAAUAAUUGGUUUCUUUACGUGACUCAGAGACAGGACUACGAGACGUUAGAAAGUGCUUUAUACAUCCUGAGAAUAAGGAUACAGAAUGAAGCAUUGGAAGGGCAAAUAUCUUUAUGGAUCGUAAACAUUGACGAUAAUCCUCCUAUCAUACACUUGUUGGAUGCUUGCGUGGUGCCGGAACUAGGGGACCCUCGUUUGACGGAUUGUACAUACGAAGUAACAGACAUAGAUGGUAGAAUCAGUACCAGCAACAUGACCUUCAAGAUUGGAAGCGAUCGUGAUGAUGAAGACAUCUUCUAUUUUGUUGGAGAACCCGAUACAAGCAACUGGAACAGAAUGACAACCACUCUUGGUAUAACUAGAGCACUAGAUUUCGAAGCGAGCGCCUUACAUAUAUUUACAGUUACAGCACUCGAUUCUUUAAACAAUAACCACACAGUUACAAUAAUGGUGCAAGUUCAGAACGUCGAACAUCGCAUGCCUCGUUGGGUAGUUAUAUUCGCGGUGCAGCAAAUAGAUGAAUUGGAGGCUGGGGACUUUAAUGUUAGGGCAAUAGAUGGCGACACUGGUAUCAACAAGCCGAUUUUAUACAAAAUAGAAACUGAAAAAGGUGAAGAAAACUUAUUUAACAUAACAAAUAGAGAAGGUGGUUAUAGUGGAGGGAUAUUUCAUAUCAAUCCAAUCGAUAGGGACACAUUAGAAAAGGAACUAUUUCAAGUAACUCUGACGGCGUACAAAUUUGAUAACGAGACAUUCUCUACGUCAACCAACAUAGUAAUACGAGUCAACGAUAUAAAUAAUAAGAUACCAGAACCUCUACACCCUGAAUACAACAUCGCCAUAGCCGAAGAAACACCUCAGACUUUAUAUUUCGACAAGGAAUUUGGAUUUCACGAUAGAGAUUUGGGUCCGAAUGCUCAAUACUCAGUCCACUUAGAGAGUGUGUACCCUGAAGGUGUCGCUGAUGCUUUCUUCAUUCAGCCGGAGACAGGGUAUCAGAGACAAACCUUCAUUAUGGGCACCACAAAUCACAGCAUGCUGGACUUUGAAGUGGAAGAAUUCCAACACAUACAAAUUAAGGUAGUAGCCACUGACUUAGGUAACCCAGAUUUUAUAGGAGUAGCGAUUGUAAACAUCAAUUUGACUAACUGGAACGACGAGUUACCUAUUUUUAGUGAAGGGAAUCAGGUUGUGUCGUUCAAUGAGACAGAGGGAGAAGGAUUCAGGGUCGCCCAGGUUCUGGCACGAGACAGAGAUAUUGGUGACAGGGUUAUUCACAGUGUCAUGGGUAACGCGCAAGAUUUUCUACGAAUAGACAGUGAAACAGGAGAAAUAUUCGUCUCUAAGAAUAAUAGUUUCGAUUAUCAGAGACAAAGCGAAAUAUUUGUUCAGGUGCUAGCAGAGGACACAUUGGGCGAACCGUACAACACAGCCACAUCGCAACUCGUUAUACAACUGAAAGAUAUAAAUAAUACGCCACCGAGCUUGAGACUGCCUCGAGGAAGCACGCGGGUGCAGGAGAACGUGCCAGCGGGUUUCAUUAUAAACGAUGAGCCUGAACAGUACAUCACAGCGACUGACCCUGACUCCAGCGCCAACCUCGUCUUCCAGAUCAUAUGGGAAACAUCCUACGCUAUGAAACGAGGCACGGAGACUGACAAGGAUGAGAUACGAGGGUGCUUGGAUAUAGUGACGUCAUACGUGGAUGGUAAUAAAGGCCAGGCGAUCGGUCGCCUGGUGGUGAAGGAAAUCAGGCCCAAUGUGACUAUAGACUAUGAGAUGUUCGAAGUAUUGUACUUGACAGUGAGAGUUGAGGAUACGGAGACGGAAAUUGGAGAACCUUACGACGAAUUAACUUUCACGAUCACGAUUCUGGACAUGAACGACAAUCCGCCCGUGUGGGUGAGUGGCACCCUGGAACAGACCCUGAGGGUGAGGGAGAAGUCUACAUCUGGCACCAUCAUAGGAACUGUUACAGCCACUGAUGCAGACGGCCCACAGUAUAACCAAGUUAGAUAUACUAUUGUUCCCAGAGAAGAUACGCCAGAAGACUUGGUGAAGAUCGACUUCGAGUCUGGUCAGUUGACGGUGGACACUUCUGGGGCCAUCGACGCUGAUGAGCCGAGGAGUGAGCUGUACUACACCAUCCUAGCCAGUGAUAAAUGCUCUCAACCAGAUAACACAACUUGUGGACCUGAUGACACUUACUUUAUUACGGAGGGCAAUGUAACGAUACAAAUUAUUGACACCAAUGAUCAAAUACCAAGGGCUAGAACUGAUAGAUUCAAUACCACGGUUUAUAUACAUGAAAACGCUGAGUCUGGGAAGGAAGUGGUUACUUUAGUAGCUGAAGACGGCGAUAGAGAUGAUAUAUACAAUACCAUACGUUAUCAAAUAAAUUACGGUGUGAAUGUUCGUCUUAAUGAUUUCUUCGCCAUCGAUCCCGAGUCUGGGCGAGUCUACGUACAGUACACCACACAUGAAGUUCUUGACAGAGACGGAGACGAACCAACACACAAGAUAUUCUUUACGUUGAUUGAUAACUUCAAUUUUGAAGGAGACGGAAAUCGCAAUCAAAAUACGACAGACGUUGAAGUGAUAUUGUUGGAUGUCAAUGAUAACGCACCGCAGCUGCCAGCGCCUAAUUUUAUUUGGUCUAUAUCAGAAAACGAGACAGAGGGUGUGAGAUUAAAACCCGACAUAUUUGCCUUCGACCGAGACGAACCUAAUACGGACAAUUCCCGAGUAGGUUACGAAAUAACCAACCUUACUCUCACGAACAGAGACAUCACUCCACCAGAUCUCUUUACCAUCAUCCACGUCUUUAUAUCUGGUAAUAAAUAUAAUGUUUCCGCUGAAUUGGAAACAGCGAGAAAUUUGAAAGGGUUUUGGGGAAAUUAUGAUAUAGGCAUCCGAGCCUACGAUCACGGCGACCCUCGAAUGGAAUCCAGCGAAAUUUACCAAAUAACUAUAACGCCAUACAAUUUCGAAUCACCAAAGUUUGAAUUUCCUUUAGACGCCACUACUCUAAGAUUUUCAAAGGAACGUGCGCUAGUGAAUAGUGUUUUAGUAUUGGCUACUGGAGAGCUACUGGAACGAAUCAGUGCCUCUGAUUCUGAUGGACUACAGGCUGGCGAAGUCACCUUCGAAGUGGUGGGAGAUGAGCUAGCGAGCCAGUACUUCCAGAUAUUAAACAACGGUGAUAAUAUGGGAACUCUUUUAUUGAAGCAAGCGCUACCAAUAGACCAACAGAUUAUACAAUUUGAGCUUAAAUUGAGAGCUACAGACGGAGGAUUGGAUCCGGGACCACUCUCAAGCGAGGUAACCAUCCAAGCGGUUUUCGUGCCAACUCAGGGAGAACCAAUAUUUCCAUCAGCCACAGCCAGCGUCGCUUUUGUUGAGAGGGAAGUCGGGCUGACAGAAAGACAACAAUUACCACUGGCCGAGGAUCCGAAGAACCACCUAUGUGAUAAAGACUGCAGGGAUAUUUACUAUGCUAUCAUCAGUGGUAACAGCGAUGGUUUCUUCGCCCUGGAUCCCGUAACUAAUGUGCUGACUCUGAACAAACCCCUCAAUCGUUCGGAGAGCGAAUCACAUGUAUUGCGAGUGGCCACCAGCAACGAAAGAAAUAUAUCACCAUCACUGGCUACAUCCGUGAUUAUUGUGACAGUUAAUGUUCGCGAAGCAAACCCUCGUCCUUACUUCGUAAGAUCACUGUACACUGCUGGGAUAUCUACACAGGAUUCUGUUAAUAAAGAACUUUUCACUGUAUCGGCGACGCAUUCAGAAGGAGCUCAACUCACAUACACAAUAGAUUUUUCCUCCAUGCAAGUCGAUCCAAGUCUCAAUAAUGUAAGGGACAACGCUUUCAACCUGAACCCAACCACUGGGUUAAUGACCCUCAACAUACAACCGACGGCCAGCAUGCAGGGAAUGUUUGAAUUCAACGUACUAGCGACUGAUCCACAGGAAGCGUUCGACACAUCGGCUGUAAAGAUCUAUGUUGUGUCAUCACGGAACAGAGUCUCAUUUUUAUUCCUCAACCCGCUUCAACAGAUCGAGCAAAUGACAGACUUUAUAGCGUCAACCUUCACUUCUGGUUUUAAUAUGACAUGCAAUAUCGACCAAGUGUUGCCGGCGACUGAUGAAGCAGGAUCUACAAGGAACAACGUCACUGAAGUACGCGCACACUUCAUAAAAGAUGACGUACCCGCUGAAGCUAGCGUCAUUGAAGCUCUCCGCGGUGACAUCUCUCGUCUGCGUUUGAUCCAAGGAACACUGAUCUCCAAAGAGCUGGUUCUCCAAGACCUGGUAACAGACAUCAGCCCCUCGGAGCUGGCGGACGGCCGAGCUCUGCUCUACACCUUAGCAGCUGUGGCUGGUGUGAUGACGAUUCUAUUACUGGUCACUACUGUAGUCUACUUCUGGAGAACUAGAGUUCUCAACCGUCGCCUACAAGCGCUAUCAAUGACCAAGUACGGUUCCCAGGAUUCUGGGCUGAACCGUUUGGGUCUAGCAGCACCGGGAACUAAUAAACACGCGAUAGAAGGAUCCAACCCGAUAUGGAAUGAAACUAUUAAGGCACCAGACUUUGAUGCCAUCAGUGAGACGUCAGAUGAUUCUGAUCUCAUUGGUAUCGAAAAUCUGGAGCAGUUCCAAGAUGAUUACUUCCCUCCGGUUGGGUCGGACUUGGUGGAGGGAGUUACAAACACAACGAUAAAUCAAAUUAUAAAUCCGUUUGUGAUCUCAGAUUCGAGCAGCUUCCUACCAAAGAAAGGUGCCUUAUGGUCGAGGUUGAAGCGUUUCAUGAAAAAACUCUCCCUAGUAUCAUUCGACCACCCCGACACCUUCGAACACUUCCGAAGCUACUCCACUGUGGUGGCUGAACAACAACGCCAGAUCCUGGAAGGCGGGAAUUAUAUUAUACAUCCAUUUAGCCAAAUUAGUUUAUUUUGGAACAGUACAAUAGCAAUAGUGGAUAUAUUGCACAUGAUUAUAUCAACCUUUCGUCUGUGUUAUAUCCUGGAGCCCCCCCAGCCAGCAUUGCAUUGGCUCGACGAGUUUCUUCUUGUACUCCACGGCAUUUGCUUCUUUGAUAUCUUCAUGAAGUUCAACAUUGGUUUUAAAGAAGAAUAUUUUGCUAACGUCGUGUUUGACAGACGAAGGAUUGCUGCCCAAUAUCUCGGUCGUUGGUUCUUGAUGGACCUCAUAUCGUGUCUUCCGAUCGCGUACGUCAUGCUUUACCUCAAAUUUGAUAAGAGUCGAUAUGUACUAUUCGCUCACCUAAUAGCCAUCUUGAGAGCAACAAGACUUCGGAAAGCUUUAAAUGACAUCGUGACUCUGACAAAAGUUUUAUCCGAAUACUACAUAAUGCGCCACACAGUUCAUCACUUUCUGUUGUUCCUUGUGACAAUGCAUUGGUCAUGUUGUGUUGUCUACAGCGCGCCCAUCUUUGCAUAUUAUUGGAAGGGUCAAAUGGCUAGAGGUUACAACGCCUUUUUUUUAAACUCCACGGACGGUGAUUUAGCUAAAUUACCUGAAUCGUACAGAUAUCACAAGGCUCUGUUUCUUAGUCUGUCUUCAUUUUUUGGUACAAGUAUGUCCAUGUACAAGUUUUACAACCCAGACGAGUAUAUAGUGCAUUCCUUCAUAACACUGUACGCCGCCAUGUUCAUGAUCUAUUCCACAGAUCAACUUCGCUACGAAGUAAUACUACACACGUAUCACAAAUUCGUGAAAAAGGUGAAGCUUCUUGACGGUAUGCCGGCCGAGGUGAUUGGAAUAUUACUGAGCCACCUCAAACCUGAGGUGUAUCUGGCUAACGAUCUGGUUGUUCGAGCUGGCGACUUUGGUGACUGUUUAUACUUUAUUGGUUAUGGCACAGUCGCUGUCUACUCUUUGAAAGGCGCUGAGAUAUGUCACAUGGAAGACGGUGAUCACUUCGGUGGAGUGGCUCUCCUCAUGAAAGACAAUAAACGUAUUGUCACUGUCGUCGCCAUAGAGAUAUCACAGUUAUAUCGACUGGACGCUGCACAUUUUCAUAAAUAUUUAAUGUCAAAUCCCACUCUGCGGGACCGUAUGGAGGCGUGGACGGCUCAACAGAUGCACGAGACUGUUCUACUAGACGAAGCGUUCCGUAAGCAACAGAAAAGAAAACAGGAACAACUGUCUUUCGGACUUCAGUCUCUCUCGGAAAUAUCGAAGGAGAGUAAUGAGAUCUAA